UUUUCACCAGACUCCUAAGGGCACUGUGGGGGGGGGGGCAUUUAUGAGGCCAAUGAGAUAGGCAGCCCAUAAAGUGCAGAGUCAAAACUUAUCUCCUCCAGCUUCAUUUCCCCAGUGGCCAAAAGUGUCAGAUCCAUCACUAACCCAAGUGACAGUAUGGAGCUGAACGAUGACCAGGAUUUUGCAGCAGCUCAAGUACAGUCGCUUUGGGAAAUGGAUAACCUAACAUCCCUGUUAAACCGUUCUCCCUGGCUCGUGACCAAAGAAUGGUGAACCUUUAAGGGGACAGUUAUUCUGGGUAAUGUCCAGAGCGAUAGGAGGCACACAGUGGUAUGUGCUAAAUAGUAUGGUGAAACACUGCUGGAGAUGCCAUGACAUGGUCCAAUAACCUUGUAUUAAGAUCCCCCAUUAAGCAUACAUCAGGCUUCUCGGACAAGAGACUAUGGACAAUGACAAGGAAUUAAAAGCUGCUGUCAUGAAAUAAAUAUAUGCUUCCUUCCUUCUAUCAGAAGAGAGAGAGAGUGUGUGUGUGUGUGUGUGUGCGCGCACGCGUUUAUGCAUUAGUGUCAGGGUGCUUUAUCAGUGCUGGCCAGCUGUGACUUACUAUGUAAUGCCUCUGAGCUAGAAGUAACACAGACUUACCAACCACUCCUGCUAUGACCAAACUCAACGGGGAAGUGAUGUUGAGGGGGAUCCAGUCAUCUCUGACCCGACUCCUAGGGCUGCUCUUCCUCUUGGUGAUAGUGGAGAGGGUUACAGGGUCACCAGGCUGUCCAGCGUCCUGCUCCUGUCACGGUGAUCAAGUGGACUGCAGUGGUCGCCUACUCACCACCUCCUCCUUGCCCUCCAUAUUCCCAUCUACCACCACCACGCUCCUUCUCCACGACAACCAGCUGACCAUGUUACCCAAUGGGCUGUUGGACUCCCUUUCCUCCCUGCGCUCCGUCUCUCUUCAUGGGAACUCCUGGACGUGUGACUGCGGCGUGCUCUAUCUGCGUGCCUGGCUGCUCAAACAACCAGACGACUUCACCGGCCACCGAAACGUCACGUGCAGUUUCCCUCCCGGCCUGCGGGGGAGGCUGGUGGUGUACCUGGCUGAGGAGGAGGUGCUGCAGUCCUGUCACUACUGGUACUGUGACCUAGCUCUGGCCUCCCAGGUCUGUCUGUUUGUGUUUGUGACGGUGCAGGCGGGGCUGUUGGCUGCUGUGGUCGUGUUCCUGAGGAGGUUUGAGACACUGUCCCGCGAGGCCCGAAGGACCACAGAGGAGAGUUUCGCUGGGGGGGAUGGACUUGAGUAUUCAGAAUAUGAGACCCUGAAGGACAGCAGCAUCUGACCAGGAGAGGGAAGGGCCUGCUGACCAAGGAGUCGGAGGUGACAGCGAAAGGCUGAGUGGAGGCUGUUGUAGG
Molecule: messenger RNA, 1407 nt
Organism: Esox lucius (northern pike)
Lineage: Eukaryota; Metazoa; Chordata; Actinopteri; Esociformes; Esocidae
Gene: gp1bb
Product: glycoprotein Ib platelet subunit beta
Exons: 2
Coding region: 657-1334 (225 amino acids)
Source: RefSeq, a predicted model, not a curated record